AUGUUGGAAAACAUACUUCCUCAGCAAUUCGGCCUGCACGCACAGAAUAGGCCUCAACAACGACAUCCCAUUAUCACCACCGCGGUCCCGCUCAACAACAUCAUUGAUAUCCGCAGCCAACCGCAAAAGAGAGACCAGAGUCUGCGUACAUUGGUACAAGAAAAAAUACACGAAUAUGCUACGACCAAGGGCGUGACUUCCCUGCCAGACCUGCUGUUGUGGAAUGAAAAGGGCCUUAAGUAUUUCGAGGACGUCACUUACAGCCCUUCCUACUAUUUGACCAACGAAGAGAUCCACUUAUUGGAGAAGAAUAAGUACAAGAUUGCAGCAAACAUCCCGUCUGGCACCAUGCUAGUUGAAUUGGGAAGCGGAAAUCUCCGCAAAGUCAAGAUCCUUUUAGACGCGCUAGAGGAGCUAGGUCGUGAUGUUGAUUAUUAUGCCUUGGAUGUGUCCCAUCGAGAGCUCCUACGGACCCUAGCGCUCGUUCCUCCAGGCCAUUUCAACCAUAUUCGCUGCUUCGGACUGCUUGGCACCUACGACGAUGGACGCGAUUGGCUCCAAAGACCGGAGGUGCAAGGGCGCCCCAAGACUAUACUAUCCCUCGGAUCGACUUUGGGUAGCUUCCAGCGCGCUGAUGUCGCCGAAUUCCUCGCCAGCUUCUGUGCAUCCAGCGGUAGUGGCGGUGAUCACAGGAAUCCGUCGUUUCUAGUCGGACUUGACGGAUGCAAGAAUGCACGGCGAGUUUUGAAGGCAUACAACGAUGAACAGGGCAUAAAUCGACGAUUCGUCAAGAAUGGACUGCAUCGAGCAAAUCAAAUCUUGGGCUACGACGCGUUCGACCUCAGCCGCUGGAAGGUAACUGGAGGUUGGGAUGAGCAGAAUGGCAGCCACAACCAAUAUUAUUAUCCCGCGGUUGACACGUACCUUGACAGCAGAGAUGCGACAGGCAAAAUAGUGAAAAGUAGUGUCCCUGCUGGGCGAAAGUUGCUGGCGGUUCAGAGUUAUAAAUAUGAUUGGGACGAUCAGGCCGAGCUUGUUCGGAGAGCAGGGUUGGAUGUUGUGGACUGUUGGGCAUCUGAGGAGGAUUAUAACUUUGGUAAAAUGAACAAUACUUCGACGACAGACCUGUUAAUUAUUGGAGCCGGCCCAGCCGGCCUGAUGGCAGCCUGCUGGGCGUCUCAGUUCAGCGACAUGUCAACGCGCAUAAUCGACCAGAAGCCCGGUCGGACACAGAGAGGCCACGCAGAUGGGCUGCACAGUCGGACUUUGGAAAUCCUGGACAGUUUUGGCAUUGCCGAUCGUAUUCUGCGACAGGCUGUGGGUGAUUUUGAAAUGUGUUACUGGAACCACAAUAGCGAAACCAGUCAUAUAGAAAGGGGCAAAAGGUCGCUGUCUCAGCCGAGAUAUCUAUCAAGGCUCAGCCAGGUUUUGCUUAAUCAGGGUCUCAUCGAGGGUGCCCUCCUUAAUUACUUGAAUGAAGAGAGACGAAUUGAUGUAGAAUGGCAGAAAAAAGGGGAAAUAAUCGACAUACUGCCCGCAACCGACGAUAACUUCAACGUGAAGGUAAAAGUCAGGGACCUGUCAGAAGAAAGCAACACCACGGAAAUAAUACGCGCACAGUACGUUAUCGCCUGUGAUGGUGCUCAAAGCUCGACGAGAGAGCAGCAGGAAGUUCCAAUGGAGAGCCACUCGGAGGAAUCGAUCUGGGGCGUGCUAGACAUUGUACCUAUAACUAAUUUCCGUACGUCUCUUUAUUUUAUUUCAACUCCCUUCAUGAGCGUUUCCGAUGGUUUAUUGACGAAGCAAAUAUCAGCCGACAUUCGCCAAUCUUGUGUGAUCCAGUCUGAGAGGUCUGGCCAAAUCAUGACCGCGCCACGAGAGAAUCGGCUUCUGAGAAUGUACAUUCAACUAAAUUGGAACGGUAACUCACAGAGAGGAAAGCGACGUGAAUCUCCUGAGAGCUUGGUAAAAAUCGCUGCAGAAGCCAUUCAACCAUACCAUCUGACGUUUCGGCAUUGUGACUGGUGGUCUAUAUACAAGGUCAAACAACGUCUAGUCAAGCGCUAUCGAGUACAGGAUCGAAUAUUCUUAGCUGGUGAUGCCGCUCACAUGCAUUCGCCCAUGGCUGGUCAGGGAAUGAACAUCUCCAUGCAAGACACGUACAACCUCGCAUGGAAAAUUGGCUCUGUAAUCACCCGAAAAGCGCACCCGUCCAUCCUCGACACGUAUCAAGAAGAACGACACCCAGUCGCCCAAGAACUGAUGGAAUUGGACAACCUCAUCCUCCAAGCAUACAAGCAAUCAGACCCCAGGUGCGAAGAGGUCGAGAAGGUUCGCGAAAAGUACGCCGGAUUCAUCACUGGAACUCGCAUUACAUAUCCGCCAAGUAUCCUCACUGCUCAGCGAAAGAACAUUGAUUCUCAUGUUACAGUCGGAAUGCGUUUGGAUCCUUUCGACCACCUAGUCGCUAACCACGCAAGCGGAUCAAGUAUACAAAUAAGAGAUCUCCUUCGCAGCCCUGGCGCAUUGUGGAGAUUGAUCAUUUUUCCGGGGGACCUGCGAGAGGAACAAAAGAUGGAGAAGCUGCGUCAUUUUGCUGCCUCAUCCUUUGCUGAAAACUUGCUCCCAAAACUCAGAGACAGAUCUUGCUUGGAGAUUAUUCUUGUUCAUUCCAGCCCGCGACUAUGUAUAGACUUUUUCGAUAUUCCCGAUAUCUUUCGACCAUUUGACGAGACCUUUGGUUACGAGUAUGAGAAGAUAUUUACUGAUUAUGGUAGCCACAACUCGGUACCUUGCCAUAGUCAAGCCGAUGAAAGGAAUGAAGCAAGCGAGUUCUGUAUACUAUGCCGUCCAGACCAGCAUGUUGCAUGGGCGGGUGGAAUGAACGAGAUGGACGACCUAGAGAAUUUUCUAGCUCCCAUAUUUGUAUAA
Messenger RNA from Talaromyces atroroseus, 2931 nucleotides. RefSeq lists its product as hypothetical. Lineage: Eukaryota; Fungi; Ascomycota; Eurotiomycetes; Eurotiales; Trichocomaceae. The record is from RefSeq and is a predicted model, not a curated record. The transcript is spliced from 7 exons. Bases 1 to 2931 code for a protein of 976 amino acids. Gene Ontology annotation, molecular function: FAD binding.